This is a messenger RNA of Belonocnema kinseyi, 2424 nucleotides long. It is a transcript of the gene AkhR, whose product is annotated as gonadotropin-releasing hormone II receptor. The record is from RefSeq and is a predicted model, not a curated record. The transcript has 14 exons. Lineage: Eukaryota; Metazoa; Arthropoda; Insecta; Hymenoptera; Cynipidae. Gene Ontology annotation, biological process: G protein-coupled receptor signaling pathway. Gene Ontology annotation, molecular function: adipokinetic hormone receptor activity; G protein-coupled receptor activity; peptide binding. The coding region runs from base 415 to 2424 and encodes 669 amino acids. Gene Ontology annotation, cellular component: membrane.
UACGGUUUAAUUGGUGUGGAGGAAUCAGAAUAGCCUUCAUAAAAAGAAGUCCUCAUAUUGCGACUCUUUCAUUAGUGCAAAUCAGAGACGCUCAUUAUCAUUAUUGUUUGUGGUGAAGAUAAUUGGAAGAAUCGCUGAUGAUGGGUCGAAGUCUAACACUUCCGUUUUUUGAAAACAGUUACCAGAGAGUGGAUCUGUGAUCUGAUCAUGUUCAUUAUUGGGACGAAAAUUCAUUAUUGGUGCAUUUUCAAAAUUGGGGGGAGUGAUUGUGUCAAGUAGGAUUUAGGAUUUCACAUGUCUUGAUCUGCAAGGAUGCCUUUAGUGAUUUUUAAAUAAGGAAGAGGAAAGAAAUUAAUUUUAUAAUUGUUCACUUGUGAUAAAAUCGAUGUGGAAUUCAGUAAUUUGAUUGAAUCAAUGGAGGAUAAUUCAACGAUGGCGGACAAUUCUUCGACGAAAUUGGAACUUCCAAUCGAUAUGCAAUUUAAUGAUGGGCAUGUCGUUAGCAUAGCAACAUAUAGUGUGCUAAUGGUCAUAUCAGCAAUAGGAAACUCGACUGUUUUGUUUCUUAUCAGUCGAAGAAGAAGAAACUCAAAAACGAGAAUCAAUACGAUGCUUAUGCAUUUGGCCAUUGCAGAUUUAUUGGUAACUUUUUUAAUGAUGCCUCUUGAAAUUGGAUGGGCAAUUACUGUAUCCUGGAAAGCAGGAGACGCAAUGUGCAGGAUAAUGGCGUUUUUCAGGAUAUUUGGAUUAUAUUUAUCAUCCUUCAUUUUAAUUUGCAUAAGUAUAGACAGAUAUUAUGCAGUUUUACGACCCUUGCAAAUCGUCAAUAUAAACAGAAGGAGUAAAAUUAUGUUGAUUGGGGCUUGGGUGGGUUCCACUCUCUGUUCCAUGCCUCAGAUGCUUGUAUUUCAUGUCGAAACCCACCCAAAUUUUACGUGGUACGAGCAAUGUAUCACAUUUAAUACUUUUCCGAGUUUUACUCACGAAUUGACUUAUUCAUUAUUUGGAAUGCUGAUGAUGUAUUGGCUUCCCCUAAUUGUUAUAAUUUAUUCAUACACGAGUAUUCUCGUAGAAAUUUAUAAAAGAUCCAGGGAUUCUAAUCCUGAUAAAAUACGUCGAUCCUCUUUGGGAUUUUUGGGAAAAGCAAGGAUCCGCACCCUCAAAAUGACGAUAAUUAUUGUCCUUGUAUUCUUUGUUUGUUGGACUCCAUAUUACGUCAUGAGCCUAUGGUAUUGGGUGGAUAGAAGUUCUGCUGUUCAAGUUGACCAAAAAGUGCAAAGGGCCCUUUUUCUUUUCGCCUGCACAAACUCCUGCAUGAAUCCAAUUGUUUAUGGUGCUUUCAACAUUCGCAACAAAAAAAAGGAAACGACUUCACAUAGGGUAAUAAGUUCCGAAAAAAAAGGUUUAGGACUUCAAGCCUCUCGAGAUUCCUUAAAAGGAAAUCAAAGCGUGAAUUUCAGCCAGCAUGAAAAUUUAUUGACCCAAAGUCAACGUGAUUCAACCAAAACAAUUAAAUUGACAGAAUUUGGACUUGAUAUCUGCAAUGUGGAGAAAUUUCUUACGAGACACUUGGAAAAUGCACUGCAGGAUGAUGAAUUCAGUAUUUCCAUAAACCACAUUAGACCUAGAAAAAAACCAGUAGGUGAAGAUGAAAUAUUGCUCGCUGCGGAGUUUUCCAAGACUAAAGAUAAAUUUGUACUUAUGCUAGACAGACACACCAAAAGAGUGAUUCUCGAAACUGCCGAAAAUGGGUUUUCCUGCUCGGAGCAUCUUGUAAUUGACAGUUUAGAUGUAAUUGACCCAAUUAAAAAUCUCGUUUUUGUUCUUCGUCAAAAACAGCCCGAGGCACAUCUUGAAAUUUAUGCCGAUUGUCUUUAUCAAGGAGAAAUUCCUUUAAGAAGAACAAUGAGGGAAAUGUCAGAAAUCGAAGAUUCAUCAUCUCUGAGAGUGUUUAGAGAAAGAAGGUGCAGAAUAAAAAUCCAUAAAUCAGGGGAUGUUGACUAUGUACUCCAGGAAGAAAAUUGCCCAGCCAAUAUGACGAAUGUAUUUAAUAAUUUGAAAGGAAUUGACGAAUCAUUUAAAAGUGAUAGGAUUCGCAGGGAUAGAGAAGAUAGGGGAGACAUUCCUGCUCCUGUUUUUAUUGGCUCAGAUUGCGUGGGAGGUCAAGAUUUGUCCAAUAUUACACGGGAAUUGGUGAGGUACAUUAAGGUGAUACGCGAAGAACUUCGUGAAAACACUGAGGAAACUCGAAGGAUUCGAAAUUUGUUGGACAACUGUCUUGCCUGUAAAGGUGAGAUGAGAGGAUUUAAAGAAGAUGUAAGGGGAAGUAAACAGCAGAUGGAAGGUGUCAGUGAGGACAUGAGGUUUGGAGACGCUGAAUGGGAAAAGAAGAUGAAAGACCACAGGGAGAAAAAAGUAGGGUGA